AUGCGGGAUUUUCUCUUCCUGGUGCGUCCCGUGGAGAUAGGGAAUCGCCACAGCAAGAAGCUGCAUGCAUUGAUGAAGCAACCGUUUGAUCCUGAUAGUCCCUUUCCGGAUGUUCUGAGCAUCGCACGGUCUCCACCACCCGGAGAACUGCUGAUAGCCAACCGGAUCGACCAUCAAGAAAAGGAGGUGUGGAUUCCAGUGACCGAGAGCCCAUGGGUGAUAAGCCGUCACACAGUGGCGAGCGUCGAUCAACAAUCCGAUGACACGAGCAUCGAGGAGCCAGACCGUGGCAUAAGAAUCUUGUUCGAAACAUAA
Molecule: messenger RNA, 315 nt
Organism: Penicillium lagena
Lineage: Eukaryota; Fungi; Ascomycota; Eurotiomycetes; Eurotiales; Aspergillaceae
Exons: 1
Coding region: 1-315 (104 amino acids)
Source: RefSeq, a predicted model, not a curated record